This is a messenger RNA of Spea bombifrons (plains spadefoot toad), 1444 nucleotides long. It is a transcript of the gene VRK1, whose product is annotated as VRK serine/threonine kinase 1. Gene Ontology annotation, cellular component: nucleus; cytoplasm. The transcript is spliced from 13 exons. The coding region runs from base 110 to 1348 and encodes 412 amino acids. Gene Ontology annotation, biological process: signal transduction; peptidyl-serine phosphorylation. NCBI's taxonomy places the organism in Eukaryota, Metazoa, Chordata, Amphibia, Anura, Pelobatidae. The record is from RefSeq and is a predicted model, not a curated record. Gene Ontology annotation, molecular function: protein serine/threonine kinase activity; ATP binding.
UCAGACAAUCGAGUUUCCCGCCGGUCCGUGAGCUCUCUGACUGUCACUGGCGUCCGCUCAUCCCGCGCACGGAGCACCCGGGUAAUACGCUGCAUAGCCCUAUCGUAAGAUGCCCCCUCGGAAGAAACCAGAUGCGGCUGGUGGCCGAAAAGCCCCCGCAAAAAGGAAAUUAGCAGAAGAGUUUCCUCCUGGGGAGGUGCUGACGGAUUCUGCGAAAAAGCAAUGGAAAUUAGGAUUACCGGUGGGACAAGGUGGCUUUGGCCGGCUUUACUUGGCUGAUGUGAAUUCCUCCAGUACAGUUGGAUCCGAUGCUCCUUAUGUCAUAAAAGUGGAACCAAGUGACAACGGGCCCUUGUUCUCAGAACUCAAGUUCUACAUGCGAGCAGCUAAACCUGAGCUGAUUCAGAAAUGGACUAGUUCACAUAAGUUAAAAUACCUCGGUGUGCCCAGGUACUGGGGAUCUGGACUUCAUGAGAAAAAUGGAAACAGUUACAGAUUUAUGGUAAUGGAUCGGCUUGGAAAGGACCUACAAAAAGUGUUUGAAGAAACAGGGAAGCUUUUUCCGCACAAAACGGUCCUUCAACUUGGUCUGAGAGUGAUUGAUAUUCUGGAGUACAUACACGAACAUGAAUAUGUACACGGAGAUAUCAAGGCCUCGAAUCUCCUCCUCCACCACAAACAUCCAGACCAGGUGUUCCUGGUGGAUUACGGCCUCACCUACAGAUAUUGUCCAGAGGGCGUUCACAAGGAGUACAAAGAAGACCCCAGGAAGUGCCAUAAUGGCACAAUAGAGUUUACAAGUGUUGAUGCCCACAAAGGAGUCAGUCCUUCAAGGAGGGGUGACUUAGAAAUCCUUGGUUAUUGUAUGAUUCAGUGGCUGUGUGGCAAACUUCCAUGGGAAGACAAUCUAACGGAUCCUAGCUAUGUUACGGACUCAAAAAUAAGAUAUGGAGACGAAAUCUUAACACUCAUGGAAAAGUGCUUCCCUGGCAAAAAGAAACCAGAUGAAAUCGGGAGGUACAUGGAACUGGUUAAAGAACUCGGUUAUUCCGAUCAACCUUCAUAUCAGAAACUAAGGGACGUCCUUUUGCAAGGUCUGAAGGCUCUCGGCGCUAAAGAUGAUGGGAAGCUGGACUUCUCUCAGGCUCAGAAUGGAGACGUUCCCCACAAGGAGCGGAAGAGAAAGAUAACCAGAUCCACUAAAGAGGCUGAGACGGAAGAAACGGAGGAGACGGAGGCUGCUGCUAAAAAGAAACCGUCCAAGGGGCGUGCAGCAGCAGCAUCAUCCAAAAGUCCUUCAAAACCAACACCGAAGGGUAGAGGGCGAGGACGAGGACAGAAAAAAUAAAAAUUUGUGGUCUUUUACUCGUGUUUUUAUGUGUAUAUGGAGAAGACGUGUCGGUUAUAUCUUUUUUGAAUAAAACAUUUUAUUAAUUAUCACAGA